GUUGAAGUUGAAUUUUAUGCGCAAAAUAUCGAUUUGACAGUCGAACUCAAAAAUCGGUAAAAGUUUUUCCUCGUCUCCAGUUCCUCAUCACAGUGAAAAGUUUUUACAUUUUUCUUACAAAAUUUACAGAAAACAAAAUAAUCAAUAAACUCAAAACAACAAAAAACUAUAAACAAUACAUUUAUAGAAUGUAUAAAAUUUAUUAUUAACUAAUUUCGAAUUUGUUUAUAAAUAUUGGGCCAUGGAAAUUCCAAUACAAGUCGCCGUCCGAAUAUAUCCAUGCCUAACCGAACCACAAUCGCCACCAUGCGUCCAAUCCAUACCAAUGAGCAUUGGUCCAAACAAUGCUAUAGGUGGCAUUGCCACCGGUGUCAUUCAAGUUGGUCCACAUUCAUUCCCAGUCACACAUUCGUUGCCAGUCGAUUGUGCCCAAGCACAAAUCUACCAUCAAACAGUCUAUCCAUUGAUGGCAUUAUUUCUGGAAGGUUUUGAUGCUUCAGUGGUUACUUAUGGUCAGCGAGGAACUGGUAAGACUUAUACUUUAUUUGGUCGUGGGUUAGAUUGUGUUUAUGGCGAGGCGGAACAAGGAAUAGUUCAAAGAUGCGUGCGGGAAAUCUUUGCCCAGAUGGCUACCCAUCAAGAACGUACUUUUGCAAUUAAUGUCGGGUGGGUUGAGAUUGUUAGAGAUGAAAUAAGAGAUUUGCUUGAAGCAGGAAAUGUUUCCUGUUCGAGUAUUAGCGAAGUCUUUCAUUGGGUUGAAGUUGGAUUGAAUAAUCGAAGUGAUUCGGCUGACACACUUGUUCAUAGUUUAUUUACAAUCACUUUGGAACAACAAUGGGUUUCCAAAGAAGGUCUGAUUCAACAUCGUCUGUCGACAGCAAGUUUUAGUGAUCUCUGUGGCACAGAGAGAAUGUUUAUGUUGAAUAGUAUGGAUCAGCAUUCAAGUAUCCCGAAGGAUCUUGGUUUACAAUCGCUAGAAAGAAUCGUAAAUACUCUAACUGAUCCAGUUUUGAUGUACAAUGGUACUGGCAAUGUGACUUAUAAUCAAACCACUCUUACGACUCUGCUGAAAGAUUCGUUUGGUGGAAGAGCACAAACUUUGGUUAUUUUGUGUGUUUCGCCGCUGGAAAGAGAUGUUAACGAGACUAUUUACAACUUGCAAUUUGCUUUUAAAGUUCAAUGUGUAAGGAAUUAUGUUGUGAUGAAUACGUUCUCAGACAACAAUACACCACUCUCGCCUGAUGGUGGACCAGAACAUAUGGGCACAAAUCCGAAUGAUACUUUUGGAUUGCAAUUUGCUGCUUCGCAAUGGUUCAAAUUGGUUUCCAAUGCUGAAGGAUUGUUUUCUAAACUUAUGUCAACAAAUGCAAUUUCUGAAUUAGAAAAAGAACAAAUCGAAGAAUGGCUUUUUCUUAAACAAGAAUGUGAAGAGUGUCUCAGUUCGAGUGAAGUUGUUCGAUCUCAAAAGCAAUUGGGUCCCAUUCAGGAAGCUGAAGAACCCGAAGAAACAGUCAGUGAACCAGAGACAUCAUGUCAGCAAAAUUCAGACAAUGACAGUGAUUCUGAGUCACAACGACCUGAUCUCGCAGAAAAAUUAGAAUCUCUAAUGGAUGAAUUGAAGAUUAAGACUGAUAGUCUAGUAAAUGACAAGUACAAGGAAUUCAUGAAGAACCAGCCAAAGGCGGUUAUGGAAAGCAAUGACAGUUUUAUGCAAGAAGAACGUAGAGCGUCAUCAUCGGUUGGUGGUCGCCGUCGAUCAAUUCAACCAGGUGCUAGCCUUAGCAGCGCCGAAAUUGCAAUGCUCAAUCGAGUUGCAUCCCGCGAACAAGUCACUAAAUCUCAAGAUGACUUUCUUGAUAGUUCCACUGAUCUCAAUCAUCCAAUACGUGCAGCAAUCAAUUCACCCCAAGAAACCAUUCAAAAAAAACUUCGCAAAAUCAUAACCGACAUUGAAGCUAAGCAAAGGCAAAUUAAAGAGGUCGAAAAUACAAUUUCACUUAAACAAAAUAUAAUAAUAGACUUGGUUAAGAACAAUGAUACACGAACUACGGCAAAGAAUCGAUUCAAUAAGAAGAAGGGCAAACUAGAAGGAGAAUAUGAGAAAACCAAGAAACAAUUGUCCAAGGCAGUUGUGAGUGGUAAAGAUAAAUCUGAAAUAGAUCGCUUAAAAGCUCUAACCUCCCACAUUGAACAACGGUUACAAGACCUGGCUUCAAUAAAACAUAUUGCCGGUGAAAGUGGACAAAAAGUCAAGAAGCUACAGCAAUCAGUUCAAGACUCAAAACGUUUUGUCGAUGAUUUACAAAAGAAAAUGAAAAAAGAGAAAAAAAUCAAAGAGCAAUUAGAAAAUGAACUAAAAGCAUUAAAAGAGAAAGAGAACACAAAGCAAAUUGCAGUCGUAGAAAAGGGUAAGAAUUUGAAGGAUGUUCAGGCAAGAAUCUCACAUCUAGAUCAUGUUCUCAAAGAAAAAUCUGAUAAUUUGGAACACUUUGGCGAAGGUGAUGAAAAGGAGUCACUGAGACAUGAAAUAAGAAACUUACGCCGUACAAGAGAUCAUCUACUCGAGCAGAGGUGUACAUUGGAUAGAAAGUUGAAAAAAGAAAAGAUGCUAUCACACAAAGAAGAACGAAAGCUUUUGGAAUGUGAUGAAGCUAUCGAAGCCAUAGACGCUGCAAUUGAAUUCAAAAACGAACUGAUUUGUGGUCGUAAGUCAAUUGAUACCAGUGAAAGGCUACAGCGUGAGAAAGGUGAGCAAAUGCUAAUGGCGAGACUGAAUAAAUUAUCUCCAGAAGAAAUGCGAACCCUGCUGUAUAAGUACUUUACAAAAGUCAUUGAUCUCCGGGAUUCUAGUCGAAAGCUAGAGAUCCAACUGAUGAAUUUAGAGCGUGAAAAAGACGCCUGGGAAUGGAAAGAACGUGUACUAAGCAAUGCUGUUCGACAGGCCAGAUUAGAGGGUGAGCGAAAUGCCGUUCUUCUGCAGCGACAACAUGAAACUAAACUCACCUUAAUGCUGCGUCAUUUGGCCGAAGAAACAAGUGCAAGUUCUAGUUUCAAUGAUCGCUUCAUACAUCCCGGCUCGGCUGCAGCUGCAGCUCUUGCCCAUCAUCCCCACCAUCAUCAUCCCACAAGUCCUUCAAGCCCAUCAGCUUAUUCAGGAGAUUCUGAUUUCGAAAUGGACUUCUACAAAGCCGCCAAUAAGAAUAUUCUGAAGCCCAAACAUGGUGAUAUGGAGAUUUGUCCUCUACCCGAUGCUUUAGCAAAAUACAAGCCAUUGGAUAAAAUCAAAGAGAAAGAAAGGGAAACCAAAAAUAAACUCUUUGCUAAAUUCCAAGUACUCACAAGGUAUCAUGCGGGCAGUAGCAGUGCUGUUGCAGCUACAAGUGCAGCUCCUGAAAGUAGUAAAAAGAAAUCAACACAAGUCGAGCAGGCGGCCAUACCACAGGAGAAUCUCAAGCGAUUGUUGUCUGCUCCACCUUCGACAAAGGUGACAAGACAGAAGAAUAAAAUUAUUAUUCAAGAUUCGUCGAGAAAGAAUUAAGAAGAAAAGAUUUAUUAAAGGUAGUUUUUUUUAAUUAUUUUUUUUUAUUUCUAAUUUUUUACAUAAACACAUAAAAAAUACUCCAAAAAAUUUCAAAGGUAUUUAUCUCUGCUAAGAAAUACUCAUAAAAUGCAAUUAUUUAAAUAAAAAAAUAUAUUAAAACUAAAUGAAAUACAAAAUUAAAAAAAAAAGUAACAAAAUGCUCAAAAAAAUGAAUCAACAUUGCUUUAAAAGAAGAACUGAAUAAUUAAAUGAUUUAAUGAUACAAAAUAAUAUAAAAUUCAAUUAAAAUUUAAGUGUUUACUCACAAAAAGAAACCCUUUCACACAAUACAAGGUUAGUAGGCUUAAAAUUAAUAAGUAAAUAUUAUUAUAAUUAGAAUUACAUACAAAAUAAACAGAUUUUUUCUUUUCUCUCUAAAUCAAAAAGUACACCAUGCACAAAUAAAUUCUCAAAAAAUUUUGUAAACUUGUUUCUAGAUUAAAAAAUGUAUUUAAAUAUUAUUUUAAAUUAAUUUUCUAAAUAUUUAGAAUUAUUUUAGUCUACUAUACUACUAAUUAAUCUACUUAAUUUUUAAUUAAUUAAAUAGUUAACUCGUGAACAAUAAAAUUAUUAUAUUAU
Molecule: messenger RNA, 4159 nt
Organism: Episyrphus balteatus (marmalade hoverfly)
Lineage: Eukaryota; Metazoa; Arthropoda; Insecta; Diptera; Syrphidae
Gene: cos
Product: kinesin-like protein costa
Exons: 3
Coding region: 242-3538 (1098 amino acids)
Biological process (GO): microtubule-based movement; mitotic spindle organization
Molecular function (GO): microtubule motor activity; ATP binding; microtubule binding
Source: RefSeq, a predicted model, not a curated record